Molecule: messenger RNA, 891 nt
Organism: Haemonchus placei
Lineage: Eukaryota; Metazoa; Nematoda; Chromadorea; Rhabditida; Trichostrongylidae
Source: the annotation of a GenBank genome assembly
AUGCUUAAAUUCCAUCCUAAUGAUGCAAUUUUGUCAUUUCUGCAUAACUCUCUUAUAUCAGUGAGAAACUACCUGACAAAAGACGUAGACGGUGUUGUGGUCAUUUAUUUUACUGUAGUAUCGUUUAUUCGGAUGAAUAACUCAGUUCCCUAUGAGGCUACCAUAACGCAACUUUUGAACAAGUAUAAAAAAGACAUCAUUGUCUCAAAUGUAACCACUAAACUCGCAAUGGAUGGAGAUGAUGGCUUUGAUUAUCUGUUCAAAAUUGUGCUUAUUGGGGACAUGGGAGUAGGCAAAACAUGUGUGGUGCAGCGCUUUCGAAAUGGGACAUAUGUUGAUAGACAAGGAACUACGAUAGGCGUGGAUUUCACCAUGAAAACUUUAAUUAUAGAUGGAAAGCGUGUUAAAUUACAAAUUUGGGACACUGGUGGCCAGGAACGAUUCCGUACUAUAACUCAGUCAUACUAUCGAUCGGCAAACGGUAUUGUCCUGUGCUAUGACAUCACCUGCAAACAGUCCUUCAACAGUUUGCAAAGGUGGAUUGACGAUGUCUCGAAGUUCGCUGCACCGAACGUUGUGAAGUUGCUAGUUGCCACAAAAUGUGACCUUGAAGAGCAGCGAGUUGUUGAAAAAGAAGAAGGUGAAUUGGUACAAAGAGCCAACGGUAUGCUCUUGAUGAUUGAGACAAGCGCUAAAAGCAAUGUUAAUGUUGAUGCUGCUUUUGUGGAGUUGGCUACAAUUUUGAAACGUCAAUACGAUCAGGGAGUGCAUCGGGACCCCGCAAUAGAAUUCAUUUCAGCAGCAAUGAGACUUUCCGGCUUGGUGCUGGGGGUUCGACGACAAUUGGGUCAACUUGGCAGCAGUGUUGCCAGUGGUAGCGACAUUUGCUAA